UCGGUGCGGUUUGCUUACGCGGCCAACAUCGUUAUAUCAUAUGUAUCGGCAUGCACACAUGCAAAGUCCACGACUUGAGCACAAAUGAAGCGAAGCCUUGCGCGCAUCCACAAGCGCUUGAGGCAAGUUUUGAAUUCGAGCGACCCCAACUACGUGGAGAGCUUGGUAUCAAACAACGAUGAGGGAAUUGUUAGCCAUAUCACCGCGUAUGGCCGGGCCACAGUCGAGGACCUCAACGAAGCAUGCCCGGGCUUCUGCUACGAGCUGGUGAACACCAUACACGUGGUCACGCGCAAGGCUGUAGAGAGCAAGCUGAGGGGGCAUGGAGCUGAUGAGAAAUUGCGAUUGUGCAACUCGGUCGCGCUCCUGAACGUCAGUCCCCCCUGUGCUGUUGCCACCGCUCUCCUACGAGGGGACGUUCUCAGCGUGUUGGCGCAGGGCUUCGCUGCCAUCGCCCAAAGCGGCGAUGAUGCCAGCAGCAUCAGCAGGGGUAGUGGCAGCAGUGGCGGCGGCGGUAGCGGCAGGGACAGCAAGGACAGCAGUCGUGGAGGCGGAGGCGCGGGCAGUGGCACGGCCGAAGAGCUGCGGCGCCUGCUCUUGGUGAUGACGAGUUUGCUAAACAUUCUCAAUGUCGUGAGCGCUGGAUCGAUGCGUGAGUACCAGGCCGCUGCAGGCUCCGAGCUGGCUACCGCGCUGGCUCAGAGCCAAGUGUUGGAGCAUGCCGCGGCGGCGCUGCUACGGCUGGCAGAUCGCCUGCACACGCUGCCUGCCCCGGAUGCUGCGGCGGCCGCCGGCGACGAAAGAGGCAGCAUCGAUGGGGGCAGCGUCGAUGGGGGCAGUGGCGGCGCCGAAAGCAGCACCAGCGGCGCCGGAGGCGGGAGGGGCGGCUCGGCCGGGCGGCGACCGCACCCGAUCGAAGCCCCCCGAAACAUUGUUGUCCGCUUACCGCCUGACCUUGCAGUCACGCCAAAGGAGCUGUGGGGCGUGCACCAGCAAGCGUCAGACAGUUUGAUGUGCGUGAUCAAUUGUCUGGGCACGGGCAAGUACCACCCCUGGGAGUAUCUCAGCGCCAGCGUUGACCGGCAUCCGCAGCUCGGCCCGAUCGGCGACUUUGCACGCACCGACGCGCCAAACCCAGCGGCUAUGGCGGAUGACUUUCGCCGGCUAGUGGUGGGCCCCUCCCUGCAGCUGUUCCUGCUGACAUGCGUGGCGAAUGCUGGCUUGUAUCCAAAACUGCUCUCGGCCGAGCCGAUCCAAAUCCAGAUCCAGCCCCAGCAGCCGCAGCCGCCCACGUGGCCGCCGCUGCCGCAGGCGCUGGAGCUGAGGUGGACGAACUGCCCGCUGCAGCGGCAGACGGUGGUUGGGGCCACUGAUAAGGAGCCGUCCACCUUGGCAGCAGCUCUGCAGGCGGCGGCGCUGGCGCUGCAGGCGACGGUGAUGGGCAGCGGGCCCGUGCUGCCGUUUGCGCAGCCGCCGCACGGGCAUCAACCCGGAGCAUAUCCCCGGCGGCGCCCGGAACACCUGUCGCCCUUCUCCUCCUCGCCCCUGUGUGUGUACGACAUUGUGGCACGCACCUGCGAAGCGGUGGUGGUUAGCAUGGAGCGCGGGGACGCGGCGUCGACAGCUGGCGGCGGCAGUAGCAGCGCCGGCAGUAGCAGCGCCGGCAGUAGCAGCGCCGGCAGUAGCAGCGCCGGCGCCAGCGGCCAUGGAUGUGGUGGCAGUAGUGGCAGCUGCGGCAAUGGCGCCGUUGGCAGGAAGAUCAACAGCAUCUUGAGGCCCCUGCGGCUGCUGGUGCGGCUGCUGCCGGAGCUGCGGCCGCGUCAGGCGGCGGCGCGGCUGCCGGGGCUGUGGCGGCUGCUGGCGGCGGUGCUGUCGCGGCUGCUGGUCGUGCCACCCUCGCAAGACCUCAUAGUUGACAGUGCCGGCCUGGUAAACGAUGCAAGCCUGCUUCUGCGGCUGCGACUGGACGCGUCCGGAGUGGUCCUGCCGCCGCCGGAAUGGCCGCCGCGACAGCCGCCAGUGCCGGAGCAGCAGCCGCGGGAAGGUACGCACGGCAGUAGCAGCGGGGAUGUUGAUGCGUCACCCAAGGCGCCUGCCGCAGGAACAGCAGCAGGCGGCGGCGGCGGCUACAGGCACAGCCUCCUGUGUGCUCUGGACGCGGGGCUGCUGCCGGCGCUGGAGCAGCUGCUGCGAACAGCCUUUGCCGGCACAGCGGCGGGGAGAGGGGCAGGAGCGGCAGCAGCGGCAGCGGGGGCAAGCGGCACAGCGGCGGCGGCAACGGGUGCACCGGUGGGGCUGGCAGGCUCUCGGGGCGGGGCGGCGGAGCGCGUGAUGCUGGCGAUGCACGUCGCCGGCUCCCUGCUGCUUGCUUCAGGCGUGUUUCCGGCGUUGCUGCUGUACGGGUUGCUGAGCGAGGUGGUGCCGUUGCUGGCGACCCUGUGUAGCGUGCUUCGGCAGCUGGCAUCCGAAGGUGGCGACGUGAAGCUUCACACUGCAACGCGCCUGGGUGUUGCGGUGGUCCUGGGCAUGCAGGAGUCGGACGUCUCUGCCGCGAGCUACUGGAAGCUGAUCGUGGGGUCCUUGAUCGAGCAGGUGCAAUGCGUGUUGGACGCGGGUGGAGAGGGCGUCACAGCAGCAGGCCUUACAGCGGCGCCGUCCCAGCAGCAGCCAGAGCAGCAGCCGACUGCGGCGGCGGCUGCUGCUCCCGCGGCCGCUACAGCUGCUUCUGCCGCUGCAACUGCUACUGCCAGCAACACCGUUCCAGAUGGCGGCGAUGAGCAGCCCACCAUUAACAAGUGGCUACAGCCGGCUCGUGUCGACCCCGCCUGGCUGCUGGCGGCGGCGGGGUGUGUGCCGGGUCCCGGAUCGUCCGACUGGGGGUGGCUAUCAGCCAUGCAGUGCAUGUUCAGGCUCUGGGCGCUGCCGGCAAUGAACACCACGCCGGCGAUCUCCAAGAUUGCGCUGCCCAUUGCAGCGCUUGACGUCGCCACGGCUUUGCUGUUUGCACAGCUGCGCGUGCAAUGCAGCCUGCUGCAGGCGUAUGCGCGCUACAGUGACGCGGCAGCUGCAGCUGAGCAAGCCGCCGCCGCCGGCGCCGCUGUCGCCGGCAGUGGCAGCAGCGGUAGGGGUCAUGACGGUGGCGUCGGUGACGGUGACAGCGCAAGGGCCCUCAGCAGCAGCAGUAGCAGCAGCAGCGGCGGCGGCGGCGGCGGCGGCGGCGACGGCGGGCGAAAGGAGGACUCCGGCGACCCAAUCGAGCAACUUGGCGAACACGACGACACGCCAGAGGAGCAGAAGUUGCAGGCCCUGGCGUACUUGCACGAGUGGAUGGGCUACGUGCAGUCAACCGGUGCGAUGCAUCUUUACAUGGGGUGUUUCCAGCUUUUGCGGAGUGCUGCCAUGUUCGCCAAAACCCGGGAGGUCCUCGAGGAGUCCGCAAGAAGCGGCCCGCAGGCGGUGGCGGCGGCGGCGGCGGCGCAAGGUGGCGCGCCUUCGCCGGCGGCGGCGGCUGCAGGCGCGGCGGGAGGACCCGCCGCGACCGCGGUGGCCGCAGCCGCAGCUGCAGAUGCAGCGACUGCGGCUGCGGCGGCUGCAGCAACCUGUGGCCACGUCAAUGCCGGCCCUGGCAGCAGCCGCGCCGAUAGCGGCGGUGGCAGCCGUGCGAUGCCCAUCUUCGUCUUCGGCGGACCAGUGCGGUACCUGUCGUCUGGUGAGCAGCAGGAGGUUGCGCGGGCAAUGCUGGAUGUCCUCGAGGUGGAGGCGGUGUGCCUGCCGUGGAUGCGGCUCCGCACAAUGACCGCUGACUGCCCGGGUCACAGCCUGCCCUUAUUGAUGAUGCCAGCCGAAGCCCUGGACUUCAUCAGCCGCUGUGAUGAGCGGCCUUGGCUGAAGCCGUUCCUUCUGCCGGGGCCAGAUGAGUACACGUGGAGUCAGCCGUGGCUAAAGGUGGCGCCGCCGCCGCGGCCGGUGACGCCGGAGGAGAUGGCGGCCGCGGCGGCGGCGUAUCCGGAGCUGGUCAGGCGGGUGUGUGAGCGGCGCAUGCCACUUUGCUUCGACCAGGCACAUUGGGCGCAGGUGCCCGGGCGGCUUGCGGCUGACCUCUUGCAGCCGGAUAUCGAGCCGCCGGCUGCGGGACACGAUGCGGACCUAGACGGGGCGUCGCAGGCAGACGAGGGUGGUGCGGUUCGCAGCGCGAGUGGGGGCGGCCGAGCGGGUGCGGGUGGCGGUGCGGGUGGUGGUGCGGGUGACAGCAGUGACAGCCAGAGCGCGGCGAGGGGCGCGGCAGCGGUGGCGGCGGUGGCGGCUGCUGCUGCCCCAUGGAUCUGCGGCAAUCCCGCCUGUCGCAACCUGGACGGCCCCAGCGCGCUCAUCCCGCCCGGCGCCGGGAAGACGUGUGCGCGCUGCCGUGACAUAACGUACUGCUGCGGCGCGUGCCAGCUGGCGCACUGGCGUGAGGGGCUCCAUGCAGAGGUCUGCCCGUUCCUGGUUCAGGUGCAGCAGCUGCGGCAGCGGAGCAGCGCCGCGCUCGGGUGAGGGUGAAGCGGAGGCGAAGGGGUCGCAGAGCACGCUGGUGCAGCUUUCUGUAGGCGAGCAAUGGGGCGGGAAGCCGGGGAUGUUAACUUGAUGUGUGUUGGAAUGUUAGCUUGUAGGGAAUGCGAGGGUGCUCUUGAGCUGCUUUAGGGUUUUGGUCUGGUCUGUCUGUUUAAAUGUCAUGUUUGACUGCUUACGUGCAACGGCGCAGAGCUCGGCACGCGCCCAUUCCGCCAUUCGCCACGGCGAUAGGGUACUGCCUGUGCGCAGCGGCCGAGGGGCUCAGCGCGAACGUGUGGCGGGCACAGGCGGGUAGGGAUGUAGGGUGGACAUACCGUAUGUCAUUAUUAUGCGGAGAUAUUUGAGCUCGCGGCUCCCGCGAUGACAAUGCAAGCGUUGCUGAGGAGUGAAGUAUAGAUAUUACAAGCGAAGUACGCACGAAUGUGUGCACGCCAAGGUGGUGGACCUGCGGCGGCGCGUGCGUGCUGCUGGCGAGCAUAGCACAGCACAGUAUAUGGUAGGCCGCACGCAGCAGGAAGGAAUGUUGCGGCUAGAGGAUUUCCUGCUGUUUGAUUGAUUGCUGGCUGUACUACCGUAUUGCUUGACGGCGGGACACGGCUGGACACUGGCCGUGCCUGUACGAACCGACCCCGGCUAUGUCCGGGAGAUGAGGUAGACGCUUGCGGCCUCAGACUAGAUACGUGACGCAGCCCACUUUUCCCAUGAUCUUGCGGCGACUGUUGGGCAUGUCGGCAUUUCGCGGGAUUGUGGCGGCAGGGAUUACGUUUUAUGACAUUGCGAACAUGAGAACUACUGCUGCAAUAUAAAUUGACGUGUAGCUACGCCGGCGAACCAGCCGACACAAGCAGUCUUGCCGACAAACAAC
Chlamydomonas reinhardtii is the source of this 5416-nucleotide messenger RNA. RefSeq lists its product as uncharacterized. NCBI's taxonomy places the organism in Eukaryota, Viridiplantae, Chlorophyta, Chlorophyceae, Chlamydomonadales, Chlamydomonadaceae. Bases 85 to 4533 code for a protein of 1482 amino acids. The transcript has a single exon. The record is from RefSeq and is a predicted model, not a curated record. Gene Ontology annotation, molecular function: kinase activity.